Molecule: messenger RNA, 2069 nt
Organism: Pelobates fuscus (common spadefoot toad)
Lineage: Eukaryota; Metazoa; Chordata; Amphibia; Anura; Pelobatidae
Gene: FBXO21
Product: F-box protein 21
Exons: 12
Coding region: 16-1941 (641 amino acids)
Molecular function (GO): DNA binding; protein binding
Source: RefSeq, a predicted model, not a curated record
AGAUGUAAACAAGACAUGGCGGCCUCCGCAGCGGAGAGGGGAGCGCUCAGUAUGCAGCAGAUAGCCGCCGGCCCCGGGGAUGGCAGCAUGGAGCCGGGUACUGGCCCGCUGUUGGAAGAGCUCCCCGAGGAUGGCAGCAUGGAGCCGGGUACCGGCCCGCUGUUGGUAGAGCUCCCCGGGGAGCUGUUGGAGCAGAUCCUGUGCUCCAGGUGUCUAGAUUACCGGGACAUCAUCAGCAUCCAGGGCACGUGCCGGCGGCUGCGGGAGCUGUGUCCGGCCCGGGGCAAGGUGUGGCGCCGGCUGCUGUCUGACAGAUGGACAUCCAUGAUGAAAUAUUACAAUUCCUUGGAUUCUUAUGAUUGGUUGGAAGAGUAUAAAACUCGACACAGAGCAGGCUUAGCAGUGUGCAAUCUUUUGGCUGCAUUCUCUAAGAGGUUAAUCACUGAACGCCAUAUCCCUUGUGAAGGAUUUAAUGAUUUUGAUACCCUGGGCUACCCAACACAUUACAUUGAAGAUGAGUUAUUAUCCAUCAUGGAUAAUAAGAGCAAGAAGUGCUCAAUGUUUAAAUAUUGUGCCAAGAAAAUCUUGUACUCCAUGCGUCAGGAAACAAUAUUAUGCAAUUUGAAGAGCUUUCUCCAGAAACCAGUGGAAAAACAAGCAAUCUUAGAAGGUGCUGUUUUGAUUGACCAGUACUGUAACCCUUUAGAAGACCUAUCUCUUGACCAUAUUCAGGCACAUUUGGACACUAUUCUGGAAAAGGUGAAAGCUUUGUUAAGUGUGAAGAAUAACCGACAUCCUGCUUUAUUUCUUCAGGCAGGUGCAACCUCUUAUAUUGAAGACCUGGAUCUGCAGGAGCAAGUCCUGGAUACCCUGAAUCAUGUCCUUUUUAUUGAGAUGAAGUUCAAGGGCAAUGUAACAGAUUUUUAUAACCCACUGAAUUCCUAUAUCCACCAGGUCCUUAUUACUAAGACUGGCAUCCCAAUCAGUCUCUCGGUGCUCUAUUUAUACCUUGCUGAACGACUUGGUGUGCCACUUGAACCAGUUAAUUUCCCUCAUCAUUUCAUGCUCAGAUGGUGUCAAGGCAUUCAAGGAAGUACAGACAUCGCAGACUAUGUGUACGUGGAUGCAUUUGGAGGGGGCAAACGUCUGACUGCAAGAGAGUGUGAGUACAUGAUUGGUCAGCAUGUAACAGAGGAAUUCUAUGCAGCUGUUAGAACCAAGGAAGUAAUGCAGCGUAUGAUUGGAAACCUCCUCAACCUUGGGAAAAGGGAAAGCAAAGACCGGAACUUCAUGUUGCUCAGAGUGUCUCUGGACCUGUACCUAGCUAUGUACCCAGACAGCGUGCAACACCUUCUCCUCCAGGCCAGGCUCUAUUUCCACCUGGGGAUCUGGCCUGAAAAGGUUCUGGACAUUCUACAGAACAUUCAAGCUUUGGAUCCCUACCAGCAUGGAGCUGUGGCAUAUCUGGUUCAGCAUACCCUUGAACACAUUGAGAAACGGAAGGAGGACAGUGGGACUACCAUCAAACUGCGAUCCAGUGACACUGAGAUCUGCUACUCUAUAGGACUUCUCAUGAGACAUAAGAGGCAUGGAUAUAGUGGAGUGAUCUUUGGUUGGGAUCCCAUCUGUAUGAUGCCACCAGACUGGAUUGAGUACAUGGACACACACAAUCUCAUCAGUGGAGCAAACCAGCCAUUUUAUAGCAUGUUAUUGGAUGAUGGAUCAUGUAGCUAUGUUGCACAAGAGAACUUGGAACUACAUCCCUCCCCAAAGGAAAUUAUGCAUCCUGACAUUGGUCUCUACUUCUCCGAGUUCUCAAGCACUCACUACAUUGGGAAUGAAGAAUUAAAGCUUCAGUACCCAGAGGACAUGGAAUUCACUCUGUCCAGCAUUCAAAUGACAAAUGGACAAUCCAGUAAUACCUCUCAGCAUGAAUGCUGAAGCAGAAGCAUGCUUUCAUAGAAUGCCAUUCUUAUAUAUGUACUUCCUUAACUAAAACAUCCCUUUAUUACUGUGGGCAUCUUCGAAGUCCUACCGUCUGGAGUUUUAAUAGACAAAUGAUGCUUGUG